Messenger RNA from Triticum urartu, 2924 nucleotides. RefSeq lists its product as uncharacterized. NCBI's taxonomy places the organism in Eukaryota, Viridiplantae, Streptophyta, Magnoliopsida, Poales, Poaceae. The record is from RefSeq and is a predicted model, not a curated record.
AUGGAUCCCACCCUCAAAUCGUACCUCGACAAGCUCGCGGAUACCUUGACGAAGGCCAACGAGGAAACCCGGGCAGACAUCAAGGAGCUCGCGGAGCGGAUCGACCACCAGUCCACACAGGUGGACGCUCUCACAGCGUGGAAACCGGACCUCGAAGCCCGCCUCUCCAAGCUCCAGGAGACGGUGGGCAUACUCCAGAGCGGGCGGCCUUCUGCGGCGACCGCAUCUGCUGGUGGAUCGAAGAAGACGGAUCUCCCUGAUCUGUCACCCAUCGACGCGAUCCAUGGGCCCGAUGGCCAUGGCAAGUCGCUUCAACCACGGGGUGGGUUGUCGGCGGGCGUCGUCCCGCCAGCGACCUCUCCGGCCAAUGGUACGCUAAAUUUUCACACCCCCAUCAAUUACCAAGAGUCUGAUCCAUCCCUAGGUUCUAGUUUCCCUUCAGGUCAUCUUAUCGCGGGGCUAGGCCAGGCUUCCCCAUCACUCUCGUUUCCCCAGUUCUCCGGUGACAACCCAAAGAUAUGGAAAACUAUGUGUGAGCAGUACUUUGCCAUGUUCCAAAUUCAUGACACUUAUUUCGUUCCUAUGGCCACCCUGCAUUUCACUGGUUCAGCAGCCAUCUGGCUGCAAUUAGUCCAGGGGAAACUUGCUGGUCUCGAUUGGGAAGCAUUCUGUACCUUGCUAUGCACUCGAUUUGGACGCGACAUGCAUCAAUCGAUUAUCCGUCAGUUUUAUGCUCUGCGUCAAACUAGUUCUGUGUCUGAUUACAUUGAGCAAUUUGAAAACCCCAUGAACCAUCUUAUCUCCUAUUCUGAUGCUGUCCACCCACUUUAUUUUCUGACGAGGUUCAUUGAGGGAUUGCACACGGAUAUCCGUACUGUGGUGAUGGUACAACGACUCAAGGACCUCGACACUGCUUGUGCACUCACCAUUCUGCAGGAAGAGGUGGCUGAGGGACAGCGAGGAUCCUGGCACAACCGACACAAUGCGACAUCCUCUUUGGGGCGUGCUCGACCUUCAAUACCAUUGGCGCUACCUCCUCCACCGGGUCGAUCACCGACCACCUCGAACAUUAGAUGAUUGCAGAGGGACAGAGGCAGCUCGUGCUGGUAGUGAUUCUUCCAAGAUCACGGCGCUGCGAAAUUUCCGCCGAGCCAAGGGAUUAUGCUUUAAGUGCGGCGAGCAUUGGGGCCAUGAUCACAUCUGUCCACCUACAGUUAAGUUGCAUGUCAUUAAGGAGAUGUUAAGCUUGUUCAACCUGGAUAUUGUUGAAGAGGAAGCUACCACAAUUGAACAACAACAACUUCAACCGGAUACAAAUUGAACAAGUGUGGCAGCUCUCGACCAAUGCAGUCUCGGGAACUGAGGCACCCAGUUGCUUGCAACUACACUGUUGGCUAUAGGGACAGAAAGUUCUGAUGCUGGUCGACUUCGGUAGUUCAGCCUCGUUUGUUUCUCAUCACUUAUUGCCCAGCUUGCAGGGAGUGCAUACUAUGCCCAAGUCUGUUAAAGUGCUUGUAGCCAAUGGAUCUAAGUUGUGGUGCACUCAGGAGGUCUUGGGAUGUUCUUGGUUUGCACAAGGGCACGUGUUCUCCACCAAUUUCAGAUUGUUACCCUUGGGAUCUUAUGAUGUCAUAUUGGGCAUGGACUAGCUAGAAUACCAUAGUCCCAUGCUCAUCGAUUGGCCAAGCAGACGUAUGCAGAUUGAACAUGAGGGAUUCACGAUGGUUUUGCAAGGGGUAAUAUCCAACGCAAGCAAAUGUGAGACUCUGAAUAGCGUGCAGCUGGCAAGCAUGGAGAAGCAAGCAGCUGUAGCCUACGCUAUACACAUCUGUUUUGCCACUGAUUCAGAUACAAUCACUGAACUCAAUUGCACAGAACUCCCGCCAGAGAUUGUGCAGGGAGCACAGCCAGUUAACAUACGGGGCUAUCGACACAAACCUGAAUUGAAAAUGGAGGUGGAACGACAAGUGGCAGAAAUGUUGAAGGCUGCUCUUAUUCAAAAGAGCAGCAUCCCAUUUUCCUCUCCCAUCAUCCUAGUCAAAAAGAAAGACGGCACCUGGCGCAUGUGUGUCGAUUAUAGAUGCCUGAACGCCAUGACCAUUAUCAGCAAGUACCCAGUGCCAGUUCUCGAGGACAUAUUGGACGAGCUAUCAGGGGCAUGCUGGUUUUCCAAAUUGGACUUGCGCUCAGGAUAUCAUCAGAUUCGUCUAGCAGAAGGGGAGGAAUACAAAACUGCAUUCCAGACUCACUCUGGACAUUAUUAGUAUAGAGUGGUACCAUUUGGCCUCGGUGGAGCACCGACAACCUUUAAUGGGGGAUUGACUGUCACUUUAGAACCAGUGCUAUGUGUCUGCGCCAUGUCUUUCUUCGACGAUAUUCUCGUCUUUAGUCAGUCUCUUACUUUGCACGUGCAACAUCUACGACGGGUUAUGGCUCUGCUAUGAAGAGAUCAAUGGUAUGUGAAGAAAUACAAAUGUGUGUUUGCUCAGCAAGAAAUCAAAUACCUCGGCCACACAAUAUCUGCACAAGGGGUAACAACAGACUCUGACAAGGUCCAUCAAGUGGCUGCUUGGCCUGUGCCAACAUCGGUCAAGGAGGUUCGAGCCUUCCUAGGAUUGGUUGGGUAUUACCGGCGCUUCGUUCACCAAUUCGGUAUGAUAGCUAGGCCAUUAACUCAACUCCUAUGCAAGAAUGUCCAAUUCCAGUGGACGGAGGCCACCCAGUCAGCCUUGAAUGCUCUUAAGGUCUCCCUGACAACUCUUUUGGAUUUCACGAAAACAUUCGUCAUUGAAAUAGAUGCAUGUGAAUAUGGAGUGGGAGCAGUGUUACAACAGGAAGGGCAUCCCAUCACGUACCUCAGUAAAGCAUUGGGCCCUCGCACCAAAGGUCUCUCAACUUAUGAAAAAGAAUACCUUGCCAUUGUA